Messenger RNA from Colletotrichum orchidophilum, 699 nucleotides. RefSeq lists its product as uncharacterized. The coding region runs from base 1 to 699 and encodes 232 amino acids. The transcript is spliced from 2 exons. The record is from RefSeq and is a predicted model, not a curated record. NCBI's taxonomy places the organism in Eukaryota, Fungi, Ascomycota, Sordariomycetes, Glomerellales, Glomerellaceae.
AUGUCUUCCCCAAUGAUCGUCACCGAACUUGGACCGAUGGGUGUCAAGCCGGGCCUCGAUAUCAUGGACGAGUCCACCCCAGAAGGUCAGAUUUUCUUGGGAGUCUACCGCAAGAUCAUCGCAGCACCUGGUGCUCCUCACCGACUCUAUCUGGGACUCGAGUUAGAGGAUCCAUCCCUCGUCUGGGGAUUCUUCGAUUGGGACUCUGUUGAGGACCACAAAAAAUUUGCCAAAGAGUAUGGCGAGGAAUUAACCAAAGAUCUGUCUAAAGUCUUGGCCUAUGGCGAAUUCGGCAGGCAUGUCACUGCCACGCCAACCUUUUCAGAUGCGUUGAAGUCUUCUGUGACGGAUGUCUUCAUUAUUUACUACCCUUCGGACAUCACCGCUGAGUCAAAGAUGACGGCGACCACACGCCUUCAGGAGAUUCUCGAAGAAGCCUUCGGGCAAGUCCCUGAUGUGUCAUUCACUAGCUAUGGCUGGUCAAUUGAAAAUGAUGUUCCUGUGAAGGGAGGGGAUCCCAUCCAGACUGGCACUAUCCUGUCAGCAUUCAUUGGCUGGUCUACUCUCGAGGCCAACAACACCUUUCGGCAGUCAGAGGCCUACAGGCAAAUCGAAAGCAAGCUUGAGAAUAUGGAUGGAGCGAUCAAGCUGAGACCUUUUCGUCUUAGCUGCACUGUACUUGAGAAAACGGCACAGUAG